Messenger RNA from Cololabis saira (Pacific saury), 4956 nucleotides. Its product is annotated as NACHT, LRR and PYD domains-containing protein 14-like. The transcript is spliced from 18 exons. The record is from RefSeq and is a predicted model, not a curated record. Lineage: Eukaryota; Metazoa; Chordata; Actinopteri; Beloniformes; Belonidae. Gene Ontology annotation, molecular function: protein binding. Bases 95 to 4228 code for a protein of 1377 amino acids.
AAGUAUUCAGAGUUCAGAGUCCAUGUUGACGUGGACGGAGCAGCAGAGGAGACCAGAUUCAAAGAUGGUCGGUGUUUCUGGUUCAUGUCUCUGAAUGACUGAAGUCCAGAAGAUGGAUGAUUGUGUGGAGAAAGAGGAGGAGAGACCAGAGUCUCCAGGAUCCAUCUGUCUCUCUAUGAAGAGUGACCGGUCCAUAUAUAAACCUCCAUACUUCAGUAAUGAACCUGGACCAUCAGACACAAAAGGUCGGAACCGCAGUCAGAGACCAGAGUCUCCAGGAUCCAGCUGUCUGUCUAUGAAGAGUGACUGGUCCAUGGACCGACCUCCAGGGUUCAGUAACACAAAAGGUCGGUACUGCAUUCAGAGACCAGAGUCUCCAGGAUCCAGCUGUCUGUCUAUGAAGAGUGACUGGUCCAUGGACCGACCUCCACUCUUCAGUAAAGAACCUGGACCCUCCGACACAAAAGGUCGUUACUUCAGAAGAGCAAAUUCUGCAGCCUCCAGUUGUCUGUCUACGAAGAGUGACGUCUCCAAAGAUCUACCUGAAAACUUCAACAAUGAAACUGCUCCAAUGAAACGGAGCUCCUACCAGUCGGCUUCAUCGGAAAAUCUGGGAUAUGGAAAAAGAUCCAGAGCAAGCUUUCCACAAGCAGAUGCCGGUCUGCAGGAGGUCCUAGAUGAACAUAAGAUCAGUCUGAGGAGCAGAUGUGAACAUGUGACUGAAGGAAUUGAUGAAACAGGAAGUAGAACCCCCCUCAACAGGAUCUUCACUGAGCUCUUCAUCACAGAGGGACUGAGUGAAGAGGUUGAUACCCAACAUGAGGUGAGGCAGCUGGAGACAGCGCCCCGGAUGAAGAGCCUCCAUGACGCUCCAAUCAGAUGCCAAGACAUCUUUAAAGCCUUACCUGACCAACGUGGAGCCAUCAGAGUGGUUCUGACGAAUGGCGUUGCUGGUGUUGGGAAAACCUUCUCGGUUCAGAAGUUCUCUCUGGACUGGGCCGAGGGCUCCGAGAACCAAGAUGUCACCGUGGUGAUUCUGCUCUCGUUCAGGGAGCUGAACCUGAUCAGAGAUGAGCAGUUCAGUCUUCUCAGGCUGAUCCAGGUUUUCCAUCCAUCGUUACAGAAGCUCACAGCAGAGCAGCUGGCUGCUUGGAAACCGUUGUUCAUCUUUGACGGCCUGGAUGAAAGCAGACGUUCACUGGACUUCAACAAUGGUCCGGUCGUGUCUGACGUCACACAGAGCUCAUCGGUCAACGUGCUGCUGACUAACCUCAUCCAGGGGAACCUGCUUCCCUCAGCUCUCAUCUGGAUAACUUCCAGACCUGCAGCAGCCUAUCAGAUCCCUCAGAAAUACGUUGACAGGGUUACAGAAGUACGAGGCUUCACCGACGGCCAGAAGGAGGAAUACUUCAGGAGGAGGUUCAGGGAUGAAGAGCGGUCCAGCAGCAUCGUCUCCCACAUGAAAACAUCCAGAACCCUCCACAUCAUGUGUAAACUCCCGGUCUUCUGCUGGAUCACUGCUACAGUUCUGGACCACAUGUUGACCACAGAGCAGAGAGGAGAGCUGCCCAAGACCCUGACUGACAUGUUCUUACACUUCCUGCUGGUCCAGACGAAGAGGAAGAAGAACAAGUACCAGGAGGGACAUGAGACGAAUCCACAGGAGCUGACGGAGGCUGACAGGGACGUUCUCCUGAAGCUGGGGAGGCUGGCGUUUGAACAUCUGGAGAAAGGAAACAUCAUGUUCUACCAAGAAGACCUGGAGCAGUGUGGUCUUGAUGUCACAGAGGCCUCGGUGUUCUCAGGAGUUUGUACCCAGAUCUUCAGGAGAGAGUGUGAGAUCUUCCAGAAACCUGUCUACUGCUUUGUUCAUCUGAGCAUCCAGGAGUUCCUGGCUGCAGUUUACAUGCUCCACUGUUACUCCACCAGAAACACAGAUGUGCUGAAGAACUUCCUGGGAAGAAACUACAGAUGCUCAACUCUGGAUGACUUCCUGAAGAGAGUCAUGCGUAAAUCCCUGGAGAGUAAAAAUGGCCACCUGGACCUGUUUGUUCGCUUCCUUCAUGGUCUUUCUGUGGAGUCCAACCAGAGACUGUUAGGAGGUCUGCUGAACCAGACGGAGAACCGUACAGAAACCAUCCAGAGAGUCAUCAAGAUCCUGAAGGAGAUGAUCACUAACAGCAUCUCUCCUGACAGAAGCAUCAACAUCUUCCAGUGUCUGAUGGAGAUGAAUGACCACUCAGUUUAUCAGCAGAUCCAAGAGUUCCUGAAGUCAGAGAACAGAUCAAAGAAGAAACUCUCUAAGAUCCAGUGUUCAGCUCUGGCCUACAUGCUGCAGAUGUCGGAGGAGGUUCUGGAUGAGUUGGACCUGAAGAAGUACAACACAACAACACGGGGGGGUCGACAGAGACUGAUUCCAGCUGUGAGGAACUGCAGAAAGGCUCGAUUUGUUGAUUGUGAACUCUCAGAGACUCACUGUGAAGUUGUUGCGUCCGCUCUGAAGUCCAACCCCUCCCAUCUGACAGAACUGGACCUGAGUCAGAACCAUCUGCAGGAUUCAGGAGUGAAGCCUCUGUCUGGUGGACUGGAGAGUCCAAACUGUAGACUGGAGACUCUGAGGUUGGAGGACUGCAGGAUGUCAGAGAUCAGCUGUUCUUCUCUGGUCUCAGCUCUGAAGUCCAACCCCUCCCAUCUGAAACAUCUGGACCUGAGUGGGAACCAGCUGCAGGAUUCAGCAGUGAAACAUCUGUGUGGUUUCCUGGACAGUCCAGACUGCAGACUGGAGACUCUGAGGUUGGAGAACUGCGGUCUGUCAGAGAUCAGCUGUUCUUCUCUGGGCUCAGCUCUGAAGUCCAACCCCUCCCAUCUGAAACAUCUGGACCUGAGUUACAAUGGGAAACUGCAGGAUUCAGGAGUGAAACAUCUGCGUGGUUUCCUGGAGAGUCCAGACUGCAGACUGGAGACUCUGAGGUUGGAGGGUUGCAGUUUGUCAGAGAUCAGCUGUUCUUCUCUGGUCUCAGUUCUGAAGUCCAACCCCUCCCAUCUGAAACAUCUGGACCUGAGCGGGAACAAGCUGCAGGAUUCAGCAGUGAAAAAUCUGUGUGGUUUCCUGGAGAGUCCAGACUGCAGACUGGAGACUCUGAGGUUGGAGAACUGCAGGUUGUCAGAGACCAGUUGUUCUUCUCUGGUCUCAGCUCUGAAGUCCAACCCCUCCCAUCUGAAACAUCUGAAACAUCUGGACCUGAGCUGGAACAACCUGCAGGAUUCAGGAGUGAAACAUCUGUGUGUUUUCCUGGAGAGUCCAGACUGCAGACUGGAGACUCUGAGCUUGCAGUGCUGCGGUCUGUCAGAGAUCAGCUGUUCUUCUCUGGGCUCAGCUCUGAAGUCCAAGCCCUCCCACCUGAAACAUCUAGACCUGAGUCUGAACGACCUGCAGGAUUCAGGAGUGAAACAUCUGUGUGGUUUCCUGGAGAGUCCAGACUGCAGACCGCAGACUCUGAGGUUGGAGGGUUGCAGUUUAUCAGAGAUCAGCUGUUCUUCUCUGGUUUCUGCUCUGAAGUCCAACCCCUCCCAUCUGAAACAUCUGAAACAUCUGGACUUGAGCUGGAACCAGCUGCAGGAUUCAGGAGUGAAACAUCUGUGUAGUUUCCUGGAGAGUCCAGACUGCAGACUGGAGACUCUGAGGUCGGAGCGCUGCAGUUUGUCAGAGAUCAGCUGUUCUUCUCUGGUGUCAGCUCUGGAGUCCAACCCCUCUGAUCUGACACAACUGGACCUGAGCGGGAAAAAGCUGCAGGAUUCAGAUGUGAAACAGCUGUGUGGUUUCCUGGACAGUCCAGACUGCAGACUGGAGACUCUGAGGUUGGAGUACUGCAGGAUGUCAGAGAUCAGCUGUUCUUCUCUGGUCUCAACUCUGAAGUCCAACCCCUCCCAUCUGAAACAUCUGAAACAUCUGGACCUGAGCUGGAACCACCUGCAGGAUUCAGUAGUGAAACAUCUGUGUGGUUUCCUGGAGAGUCCAGACUGCAGACUGGAGACUCUGAGCUUGCAGUGCUGCCGUCUGUCAAAGAUCAGCUGUUCUUCUCUGGUCUCAGCUCUGAAGUCCAACCCCUCCCAUCUGAAACAUCUGGACCUGAGUAGGAACAACCUGCAGGCUGCAGAUGUGAAGCAGCUGUCUGACCUGGUGGAGAGUCCAGACUACGAGCUGCAGACUUUCAGCUGGAAAUGGUGAGAGUGAACAGGACGGUGUUUGUGCUGAGAGGAUGAGACGUGUCCUGAUGGUCCUCAGAGGUUCAAGCAGAACCAGUUUGUGUGGACAAACUCUGACUGGACCGUGAUGAUGAUGAAGAUGAAGAUGAAGAUGUACAUAGUUUCUGAAUUCCAGCGUUCUACAAACUUCUCAUAUAUUAAUUUAGUUCAUGUUAAAUCAAAAAUUCUUUAUUGUUAUUAUAUUAUUGAUAAAAAACAGUACAUCAAAAUGUAGCCUUUAAUUUGAACUUGAGUUUCUUUCAACAUUGUUCCUCAAGCACUUUGUCUAAAGUCUGGAUGAGUUCUAGUGUCGGAGGAGCCUACUACUGAUGUACUGAUGGAUAAAUGUCUUAUGCUGCCAUGGCGGAGCUGCUCAGCAGAGCAGCCAUCUCCUCCACCGAGUCACGUGACUCCCCCGGUGUUUUCUUCUUAUUUACAUGUUUCAGUUUCAUUCCAAGUUUUCCUUUGUUGUUGUUGUUGUGUUUUCAGCUUCGUCAGGUUUUUAAAGUUUCUCUCCGCGUCACUGAUGAAGAGAGAGAGUGAAGAGAUCCGUGGAAAUAGCAGCAUUUGAUCAUAAAACACUAAACACAAAUGAACUUGAAUUGGUCAAUGGCUGUUCCUCAGUGUUUGUUCCAGUAAAUAUUGUAAAUGUUUUCUGGAUAUUACGAUGAUUGUUAACACUUCAAAGAAACUCAAAAUUCUUCAGUAAAA